CCCUAAACCCAAACCGCCCGUCCUUUUUUCUCUCACAACCGCAAAGCCAAACACCAAGAUCUACACAGCCAUGGACAACGUCUCAUCUUUGGAGUGCCUGAAAUUCGAUUCCCAGUCGAAGGUGCUCUGUAAGGACGGCGGCGGAAAGGACCUUUUAUCUUCAGCUAUGGUCCCCAUCAACUGCGAUACGCCAAUAACCUGGAGCGAGGCUUAUGAAUCCGAGACUGAUGAUUCCGAGACUGAUGAUUCCGAGGUUGAUGAAUCCGAGGCUGACGUAUCUGAAACUGAUGAAUCUGAGACUGAUUAUUCGGAUACUGAUGAUUCGGAGACUGAUGAUUCAGAGACUGAAAAACUUAUUAGUCAUGAAUGUGGGUAUUGUUUAAAGGUGGGUGAUCACUUUACGCAAGUAUGCCCUUACAGGAAUAAUGUCCCAGAGAACGCAAUUGUUGGCAAGAGGUGUGUGGUAAUUUGUCAUUGUUGUGGGUGCCACUUUAGAGACUCACGUUGUUCCAGAUGUGGCGGAAGCGAUGGAUUCGCAAUUCUCAUGAAUUGUAUACAUUGUGGGAAUUAUGGUGAACACAUGACUUAUAUGUGUCCGAACCGCAAGCCGAGUCCCCACUUAUGUUCCUUGUGACCCUAAUACUAGUUCUUGUUUUUUCAAUUUAAAUAGUAGUAGAGAACGGAGGGUUAACUUUACUCUAAAAUUUAAAGUAAAGAUUAAAUGUUAAUUUCAAUUUAACAAAUAUUUAGAUUUUUUAUUUAAAUUUUUUUAAAAUAA
Messenger RNA from Prunus mume (Japanese apricot), 778 nucleotides. The record is from RefSeq and is a predicted model, not a curated record. Lineage: Eukaryota; Viridiplantae; Streptophyta; Magnoliopsida; Rosales; Rosaceae.